Molecule: messenger RNA, 4976 nt
Organism: Serinus canaria (Common canary)
Lineage: Eukaryota; Metazoa; Chordata; Aves; Passeriformes; Fringillidae
Gene: FNBP1
Product: formin binding protein 1
Exons: 17
Coding region: 50-1957 (635 amino acids)
Biological process (GO): signal transduction; endocytosis
Molecular function (GO): protein binding
Source: RefSeq, a predicted model, not a curated record
CAAAGCAACCAGUGAAGCCGCAGCCCUGAGUGAGUGUGAACUGGCAGAGAUGGUGUCCCUGCCCCAUCCCUCUCUGCUCCAUGGUGCUGUGAGUGCUCCUUGUCUCUGCUGCAGGAAGGGAAAGGACCAGUUUGACAACUUAGAAAAACACACGCAGUGGGGUAUUGAUGUUCUGGAAAAGUACAUCAAGUUUGUAAAAGAAAGAACAGAGAUUGAACUCAGCUAUGCAAAGCAGCUUAGGAAUCUUUCAAAGAAAUACCAACCCAAGAAGAACUCCAAAGAGGAGGAAGAAUACAGGUACACAUCAACUAGAGCCUUCCUAGCCACGUUAAAUGAAAUGAAUGACUAUGCUGGACAGCAUGAGGUCAUCUCAGAGAACAUGACCUCUCUGAUCACUGCAGAGUUAACACGCUACGUGCAGGAGCUGAAACAGGAGAGGAAAUCGCACUUCCACGAUGGCAGAAAGGCACAACAACACAUUGAAACUUGCUGGAAACAACUUGAAGCAAGUAAAAGGCGGUUUGAACGUGAUUGCAAAGAAGCUGACCGAGCACAGCAGUAUUUUGAGAAAAUGGAUGCUGACAUCAAUGUGACAAAAGCAGAUGUUGAAAAGGCAAGACAGCAAGCCCAACUAAGACAUCAGAUGGCAGAGGACAGCAAAGCUGAAUAUUCUUCCACCCUACAGAAGUUCAACAGCGAGCAGCAUGAACAUUAUUACACACACAUACCAAACAUCUUCCAGAAAAUCCAAGAGAUGGAGGAAAGAAGAAUCGUGAGGAUAGGGGAAUCCAUGAAAACCUUUGCAGAAGUCGACCGCCAAGUGAUCCCCAUCAUUGGGAAGUGUCUGGAUGAGAUAACCAAGGCUGCAGAAUCAGUGGAUCACAAGAAUGAUUCCCAGAUGGUAAUAGAAGCCUUUAAAUCAGGAUUUGAGCCUCCCGGAGACGUCGACUUUGAGGAUUUCACGCAGCCCAUGAAGAGGACAGUGUCUGAAUCCAGCCUUUCCAACUCCAGAGGGGAUGGGAAGUCAGAGCCCAAGUUUGGUAGCAAAUCCAAGGGCAAGUUAUGGCCAUUCAUCAAGAAAAAUAAGCUUAUGUCCCUUUUAACAUCCCCCCAUCAGCCCCCUCCUCCUCCCCCUGCCUCUGCCUCACCCUCUGCUGUUCCCAACGGCCCCCAGUCUCCCAAGCAGCAAAAGGAACCCCUCUCCCAUCGCUUCAACGAGUUCAUGACCUCCAAACCCAAAAUCCACUGCUUCAGGAGCCUAAAGCGCGGGCUUUCUCUCAAGCUGGGAGCAGGCCCAGAAGACUUCAGCAAUCUCCCACCUGAGCAGAGAAGGAAGAAGCUUCAGCAGAAGGUUGAUGAACUAAACAGGGACAUUCAGAAAGAGAUGGAUUCAAGAGAUGCCUUAACAAAGAUGAAAGAUGUGUACAUCAAGAACCCCCAGAUGGGAGAUGCAGCGAGCGUGGACCACAGAUUGGCAGAGCUUGGGCAGAACAUUGAAAAGCUGCGGUUAGAAGUGCAGAAAUUCGAGGGCUGGCUGGCAGAGGUGGAGGGGCGGCUGCCGGCACGGAGCGAGCAGCACCGGCGCCAGAGCGGGGUCUACGAGGCCCAGAACCCAUCAGGAGUGAACAGCUGUGCCCAGGACAGAGAGAGCAGCCCCGAUGGCAGUUACACAGAAGAGCAAAGCCAGGAGACUGAGAUGAAAGUACCUGCAACAGACUUUGAUGAUGAGUUUGAUGAUGAAGAACCACUACCCACCAUAGGAACGUGUAAAGCUCUCUAUACAUUUGAAGGUCAGAAUGAAGGAACCAUCUCUGUAGCAGAAGGAGAGAUGCUCUAUGUGAUAGAAGAAGACAAAGGGGACGGGUGGACGCGGAUCCGGAGGAACGAAGAUGAGGAGGGCUAUGUCCCCACGUCCUAUGUUGAAGUCUAUUUGGACAAAAAUGCCAAAGAUUCCUAAAGGUGUUUGUGCUGGUGCAAGAACCUCGGGGCGAGCUUGUCACAGAAGGAGAAACAAAAUGGUCUGUUUACCCUGCAGGCAGUUAAAACACACCCAUGGAAAGCCAGACUCCCACUCUUGUCUGGAGUUCCCACUUGAAAAAUUCAGACCUAAAUUCCAUGCCAGUACCAUUCAGAUGCUUGCUCUUUUCCAUGGCAUGCUACUUGUGGCUCGGAUUUCCUUAUCAGCCUCUCCCACUCUUCUGCCAGCCUGGCACAGCCCCUCUGUCAAACAUAACACACACUUCUCCCAGCCCAAUCCCUCCCAACUUCUGUCAGAGAUCUGCUGGCUGCCCUUGGAUAGCCAGAGAGUCCCAAGCAUGUUCUGGUCUGUCUUCUGUCCCCUUGUCCCUCAGUCCAUCUGGAUGUGCACACUGGUCCAUCAGCAUUUCACACGGUGCCUUCAGUGCUGAACCUGCAGGUUCCUCUCACCAGAGAGCGUGGGAAGGAGGUGGAAAACCUCCCCUGGGACAGUGUCACAGCAGCUGGACUGGGCUCUCAGUCUGUCACUAUUAAAUCUGAUCCACAUGCAUCAUUCAACAUUCUGCCUUCCCCAGAAGGUCACUAAUACUUGUCAGCCUUUAUUUCUCUUUUUCCAAAUCCAGGCUGAUGCUCAUUCCAGGUAUUAAACCCCUCUGACCCUGCUGUUUCCUGAAACCCUUCAAGCUCACGUAUGUACUUGUUUUCCUGCUCGUUCUGUCUGCCCCCUCCUGUGUCCCUGCUGUUCCUCACACACACACAGACACACACAGACAGUGGCAUUUUGGUUGGCAGCCCUUGCUGCUGCUCACAGCCCAGUUUGGCUCUGGUUUCAGCCUGCAUGCUCGCCCUGUUGCCUUGCCUGCGCCCACCUUCCUCAGGGUCACGUUAUUUUGUGGCUCGUGGUUUAAUCUCUCUGCAGUUUUCUUUUGGUUGGUUUGUUUUUCAGCAUUUCAGACCUGCCUUCUCUUUUUGCAUGACCUCCUGUGCGUUCUCAUCAGUUCAUGUUGGAAUAACAGAGGUUUUUUAGAUAAAUAAAAGAGGAAAGGAAAAAAAAAGAAACCACACUGUUUCCUUCUCCCAUCUUGUCAUGGACUGGACCCGGACCCAGCAGCCAGACAGGAAUUGUGACCACCCUGUUCUCACAUGGUUUGGUUUGAAGCAGAAGUAGGAUAAGUGAUUCUGCACUUUAUCAUGUCAUACAGUGGUAAGAGAGCUACACCAUCUCCAAAAAUCACACGAUCUGGAAUUCAGCUGCCUAACAAAGGGUUAAUUCCCUCUCUAAACUUCUACAAACUUCUAUAUUCUAACUUGGUUUCCCCUGAAUUGUUUCCAUUGCUUGGGUUUUGCAGUCAUGGACAUGUUUGAGCCCUGCAAGAAUCUGUUGCCACUAAAAGCUCCUGAGGGCCAAACUAAUUCAUGGAUCCACACCUUGUCUGGGGGAAUCUUCUGGCUCUAGUCCAACUCCAGCAUAUUCUGUACAAUCCCCACAAGUUGAGAAAUGUUACAUGGAAGCCACUAUGGGCAGUGACCCCAAAUGAAACCUCUCAGGGUUUGCUUGCAGGUGAGUGUUGUUCUGCUGCCUGCUGGGCUGUCCUGCAGGGUCAGCACAUCAAAACACAUCCCAGAAUCUCAGACUCUCCUUACUGGGAAUGGCCUGGGCUGUCCCCACGGGGGAUGAAGUGAUUUUUGAGCUGGGUUAUGUGUGGUGUUCAUAGUUCUGUCCCUUUCUCUCCAUUUAAGAUGCCAACUUUUGUUUUUACAAAGUCCCUUGGUGCUACAGUACGUCCUGUAGCCUUUGUGUGAUGGUGCUUAAGAGCUGCCAGCAAGAAACAGCAGAAGGUUUGUGAUUUAAACCCAACCCAAAUGUGCUGAGCACAGGCAGCACCAAUGCUGGGGCUGUUCUGCUGCAGCACUGGAGGGUCAGAACCCAUAAAUCACUGCCUUAUCACUGCUGCUGCUGCUGUGGUCACUGAGCUGUUCAGAUCAAGAGCAGAACGGGAUCCCCAUGGUUGAUACCUGUGGCUUUGUGGUCUCCACCUGCCAGGGGAUCUAAAGGGUUGAACAAUUAACAGGUGUGCAAAAAUAUCCUUAAAAUAUUUUUAGCUGCAGUAUUUUUAUUCUCGUGUCCAAUGCACUGUUGAAUCAGCAGCUAAGAAUUAAUUUUCACCUAUUGUUGUGCCAUCUAUGUAAAAAUCAGAUCAAAGUUUGCUUUUCUAUAUUUAAUCUGGGUGGACAGUAUAUUAUUGUCAGCCUGUGUGGAACAUUGGAACAAUUGCAAUGUCUGUGUUUCAAAAUUGUGCUGUAGAAGGAGCAUUAGCUUUAGCUGACUGAUUGAUUCCUGAAGUUUUAUUAAAAGACCAUGUAUGGAGUUUUUAUAAACUUGGCAAGUAGUUCCCAAAAGCCUGGAUCUUAAAACUUAUUUAAGAAAUAGUCACAGUCAUAUCUCAUAGUCUGCACAUGUUUAUUCUGCUGCUGUUAUUCAGGGUAAUGAAUAAUUUUUGUAGAAUUUACCUUUGGCAAACGCUGAAGAACUAAAUAUGUGACUGGUUUAUAAAAACUCUGCUUGGAUUUACUAAUCUUGCCCAGCAGCGUGGACUGUACAUCCUAUGAAAUUUCAUCAUCCCCAGCAAAAGUCUCUAAUGCCCUUUCUUAACACCUGUAAAUAGAGAGGAGACAUAUUUACUGAUACUCAAAGUUGUGUUUAAUGCUGAGUAUUUUUCAGAAGUUCAUUUAGUUUGAUGCAUAUUGUUCUUUGGUUUUUUGUUUUCCUGCCUGAAAUGACAGAAGACCUAAAAAAAGCCAAAUUCUAUUUUAACAUGAUGAUGUCGAGCACUUUUUUAUUUGUAUAUGUGUGUGUAUGUGUGUUUGAGCACUGAUCUCGAGAUCUUGGUGGCAUCUCAGUGUUGUGAUUUCAUUGCCAAUGUAAAAGGUUCUGGUGUUGCCCAUUCAUUUCUGGAGACAGAAUUCAAUCAAAUAAAGUGCUUCCAUUUGAAAGCGAA